GGGCGGUAGUGGUUCACAAGCUCGACUGUAAAAUAAAAUUAUUAAUUUUAGAUUAGAGGAGAAAGAAAAUUAAAUAAAUAUAAAAAGGGCGAGAGAGAAUACAAAAGCGCACACGUACAUACUUGUGCAGUGCGAAAUUAUUAAACAGUAAACAAAAGACAUUAUGAAACAGUUUAACAUAUCGGUUAUCGGCCUGUCUGGAACCGAGAAGGACAGAGGGCAGGUUGGUGUGGGUAAAUCAUGCUUAUGCAACAGAUUCAUAAGGCCUAUGGCUGAUGAUUACUUCAUAGAUCACAUAUCAGUGUUGAGUCAGAGUGACUUCAGCGGUCGGAUUGUAAACAAUGAUCAUUUCCUUUAUUGGGGCGAUGUACGUAAAUGUAUGGACGAUGGCACCGAAUACACAUUUCAUGUAGUUGAACAAACGGAAUUUGUCGACGACUCGACAUUCCAGCCAUUUAAGGUGGGAAAAAUGGAGCCAUACUUAAAACGUUGUACCGCGACAAAAGUCUUCUCAGCCGAAAAACUCAUGUACAUUUGCAAAAACCAAUUGGGCAUAGAGAAAGAAUAUGAGCAGAAAAUUAUGCCUGAGGGUAGAUUAAGUAUUGAUGGUUUUGUUGUGGUGUUCGAUGUAAGUCCAGUGCCAAAUCGUAGCGUAGAGAAGCAGAUUGAUUUUGUACACAAUGCGAUUGCAUUAAUAUUAAAAAAUAAAAAGCCAUUGGUGUUGGUGACUACAAAAAAUGACGACUGCAAUGAACUGUAUAUACGUGAGGCGGAGAAAAUAUGCCAACGUAAGGAAUACAAAGGCAUGGUGCAAUUGGUUGAAACUUCUGCACAUGAGUCAAUUAAUAUUGAUUUGGCAUUCUUGGUGUUAGCACAAAUGAUUGAUAAAGUAAAAAAUCGCAUAAAAAUUAUAGCCUAUCAGGAAGCAGCUAAAUCGCGAAAGGAAUUGUUAGAGAGUCGUUCGGAGGCUGUGACACGUCUCAUACGUAAUCAAAUUACCGAUUAUCAUAUACUUUGGUCUCAGGGCUCAAAACUACUCGCUCAGUUUCGUGAGUGGACAGAAUUUCUUAACACGUUCGGUAUCGAUGCUGGACAGAAAUUGUUCCGUCGCCAUAUGAAAAAAUUACGUGAUGAUCAUUUAAAUAAAAAAUUACAUCAGUAUUUGGAUAAAUUUGCUCAUACGCUCGAAUAUUUAUUACCAGAUAUUAAUGUACUAACAGUAGCUACUGACGAUGACAUCUGGGAAUGUGCCAAAGUUUAUUUACGUAAUCACGUUGAAUUCGAUCAAUACUUUUUUGAAUGUCCACAGGCGUCGUGGCAAGAGUUAGUCGAUAUGGAUGAGAAUGAAGAAGAAGCACGCAUACCAUUCGAUAUCCUGGAGACUAGCGAAUCGGAAACCGUUUUUAGAAACUUUUUAAAUUCAGUUCAGCAGGAUAAAAAGAAAAUCGGUUGGAAGCAACAAUUCAAAAUGUUACUGGAAGAGUCUGGAUUUGUUACACCGGGCAAACAGUUAUCCGAGGUGCGUGUCCUCUUUAUGGGACGUGAAUGCUUUGAGGCUCUAUCGGAGCACGAUUGCCAGCAAAUUUACGAUAUACAUCAAGAAGAAAUAAUUGAGAAAAGUAAACAAAAUUUUGUGGAAUUACUGCUAGAACAUGCACAAUUCUUUUUACAAUUUAAAAAUGUGGAUACCAUAACGCAAGAGGAUGUGCGACAAAUAACCGAAGUCAUACAGGAUGAUUCAAGAUAUAAAAUACUUGACCGGCUGGAUCAGGAACGACGAGUCAUAUUGUUUCAGCAUUUAGGUUUUAUGCAUUGCCCCAUACGAGAACAUUGUCCGUUCUAUCAUAAUUGUAUAGACAAUUUACUUGAUGAGAUUAUGGGCGACAAAUCGUCCGGUAAUUUAAAGUCCAUGAGCAGUUGGAAGCAACAAAGUUCCGAUAAGACUCUAAAUUUGUUGAUUGUGGGCUCGGAACAUUUGGCCAGCGAUUUGCUAAACGAUAUAAGAAUGUGCACGGGCACAAAAGGUGAAUACAUUUAUGAAAAUCAAACUUACUAUCUUAACUAUCGGAUCGCCAAUGGUGACAUGGAAGCUUUCAAAGCUAUUGACGUAUACUCUAGCGGUCUAAUAUGCGUUUAUUCAAAUCAACAAUCUUUUGAAACUCUCAAGGACAAUCUUGAACGUACAUUAUUAUGUAAUCUUGAGCUCGAAGAUAAAUUUGAGAAUCUUCCUAUUGUUUUGGUAUAUCAGCCGCAAGAUUUGAAGGAAAGUGAAAUCGAUUAUUUGCGUAGCGAAGGCUUACGUUUAGCUGAAAUGUUGCAUUGCGAUUUCAUUGAUCAUCAACAAAAUCAUCAAAAAUAUGUCUACGAUAUAUUAAAUAUUGUUAUAAUCUCGCUACGUUUGGCUGAAAUGAAAACCUUCGAAUCAUAUCCACCUAAUCAGACCGAUCUGCGUAUUUUAGUUUGCAUGUUUUGUGGAGAUCAAUAUGAUAUUGAGAAUAUUCUUAACCCGUUAAUGGCGGAAUCGACAUUUUGCAAGGCUGCCGAACAUUCCAUAGUAGUAGAUGUAUUCAUUGGUGAUUCUAAGAAACGCGUAGAGUUUAUAAUAUCAUCCUAUCAUGGAAUUAAUCAAUAUCGCGAUGAUUUGAUACAUGGUUUUAUAUUUUUUUAUUCUGCUAAACGUCGUUCAUCGCUAGCUAAUCUCAACGUUCUGGUUUCACAAAACUCCAACAUUCCACUACAAAUAAUUACCAUAACAGAAAGUGGCGGCGCAAAUGCUUUCUUCAGCAGUGAAAUUUGUCAAUUUUUAAUAACCGAAGGCAAUUCGUUGGCUGAUCGUUUUAAGGCUAGUUUUAUGACGUUCUCGGCAGAUCAAUACGUUAAAUUUGCUUUUUAUAGUCCAUUCCUUAAGAAUUCGUGGGAUAAUAAAUAUGAGGUGGAAAAUCUCCACGUGGAAGAGUCAAUUACUUUGGAUUCGGGUGAAGGUACUUUGGAGAAUUCGGUUAAUCAAUUGCCAAGGCCACCACCACGCCACGAAAGUUAUAUGCUAUCGAGUACUUUAGGUACUGACGGUUCAGGCAGCGAAAACUAUGAAAUGCUUCCUACACGUUCUCUCAAUUCAUUAAAUGAAGAGAGGGAUAUAUCUCUAGAUGAAAUCUAUGAAGAAAACAACGAAAAGCCAAAACUUCACCACCAAAGAUUCCAGAUAUUUCCUCCUCCAACAACUCCUCCAGAGCCAGCCCCACCAGAUCAUCAGCUCAUUACAUGCUCAUACAAGAGCCAAUUCGUCUCAGCUUCCGAAUCGAGUUUGGAAGAAAUAACAUGUAAUUGCUCUCGUUUGGGGGCAAAGGAUUUGUUGGGUACUCAUGAUGUAGAAUGGUUGGAAGAUAAAAAUGACGGACGACGUAAUGUAAAUAAAAAUUCAAUAUGGAAUAAUUUUGGUGGCUCAACACACGCGUACACAACUGGCCGUAGACAUAUAGAUUCUAAUUUGAAUAAAAUUCGUCCAAAAGGUCCCAGUCAGACCCUAAAGCAACCCGGAAAAUUGAAUAUGAAGAAUUUUCAAUUAGUUAGUGAUGCGGUGGCUAAAAUGAAUUUCGGUGAAACGUAUUUGCCUGCGUGCGAAACAACCGAUAAAGACUCUAAGCGUUAUACGCAAUUCGAUCAUACACACUUGGAUGGGGAAGAUGACGAUUCUGAAGAGUUAGCUGAAUACGAACAGAUAUACGAAAAUGAAGACUGUACCGAAUCUGAUAGUUGCGCCAGUUCAACUGAACGCAAAGCACGUCAACAGAAUGCCUAUUAUAAAAUGAAUAAUAAAGCGGGAAAUAAGAAGACUAAGAAGAAGAAAGUAGCCAUACCGGUACAAACGCCACGUGUACCGAUGUUUGGAUCUUAUGUCAGUCCGCCAGAAAUACCCCUGCACUAUCAGAGAAUGACAAAUAUUGAAAAAAAAAAAAUCGGUGAUCCACCUAAUGUUAAUGAUAUUAUGAAAAAUGACAAAUCACCUGAGUAUUCAAUGGUACCGGACGCCCCCGGACUGUUUGCAACCGAAAAUUUAAGCGAAUUCAAUAUGAAUGCAAAAUGCUUAAAAGAAUUCGAAAAGACCGAAAAGCGUCGCCUCAAAGAGGAAUCGGCACGUUUGCGGAAGCUGCAAGAGAAGGAAAAAGAACAAGAAAAGAAACUUAAACGUAAAGUGAAGCAAAAUUCAAAAGGUUUUCCCGAGACAGCGGAAACACAAUUUGGCAAACUAAUGAUAACGGAUGGCGAAGAGAUUCCCAUAUUUUUAAUUAAAUGCAUUGAAUACAUUGAAAAAGAGGGCUUAGACUCAGAGGGCAUCUAUCGGGUACCCGGCAGUCGGGCUCACGUUGAUUUACUUUUUCAAAAAUUCGAAGAAGAUGCUAAUACCGUCAUAGAAUUACUGGAUAUACCGGUUAAUGCGGUGGCGACCGCUUUAAAAGAUUUCUUUUCGAAACGUUUGCCAUCGUUGUUCAGUAAGGAUAUCAUCAAAGAAUUGGAAGAGAUUGCAGGUUCGCGUAAUGUUGGCGUUUCGAAAAUGAACGUUGAAGUGAAAACGGAUCGAAGCUGUCGCCUAAUAGCUUUAAAAACAUUGUUACAAAAAUUACCACCGAUUAAUUUUGCCAUACUUAAAUAUAUAUUUCAGCAUUUUGUACAUGUUUCCGACAAUUCCAAAUUGAAUAGUAUGGAUAGCAAAAAUUUAGCCAUUUGCUGGUGGCCAACAUUAAUUCCUAUCGAUUUUACCGAUAUGGGACAUUUCGAGCAAUUGCGACCAUAUCUGGAGGAUAUCGUGCAAACGAUGAUCGAUCAAUUUCCGUAUCUAUUUUGCGGCAAGGAUGCAUUUGUAAUGGUAUAAAAAUUUGUACAACGCACAAAAUCUCAAUCGAUCAAUAUCUGUAGCUAAACGCGGACUUUCAUAAUUCUGUCUCCUUCUCGCCAUCUCUCAACAAUCUGUCUCCAUCUCUUUAAGAUGUCAGUCUAAAUGUUUAGUUAUUGCCGUUUAUUGUAAGUGUAUGUGUUGUAAUAGCGAUUGCUAAUGCGCGCGUGCGUGAGUGUGUGUGUAUGUAUGUAUGUGCGUGUAUGUGCGUGUGUGUGUGUGUGUGUGUGUGUGUGUG
Molecule: messenger RNA, 5129 nt
Organism: Glossina fuscipes
Lineage: Eukaryota; Metazoa; Arthropoda; Insecta; Diptera; Glossinidae
Gene: RhoGAPp190
Product: rho GTPase-activating protein 190
Exons: 20
Coding region: 164-4870 (1568 amino acids)
Biological process (GO): signal transduction
Molecular function (GO): GTPase activity; GTP binding
Source: RefSeq, a predicted model, not a curated record